UGUCCCCGUGGGGCUCCUGCAGCCCCGGCCGCCGUCAGGUGGAAGGAGACAGGUCAGCGGUGGCUGCCCGCCCGAGGGGGGCGGAGCCUGUCGGAGGCCAGCGCCGGGCCGGGGGGCAGCGGGCGGCCGGGACCCCGCACCCCGUCCUGCGCGCGGCCCGCCCCGCGACCCUGGGCACGACUCCGCGCCCUCCGAGCCGCGCCGUCCCGGGCAACAGGUGAAGACGCCCCGGCCCGCGGCUCCCCGGCGGGGCGGUCCCUCCCCGCGCGCCCGGCGCCCGCCCCUCUCCACGCCCCCUCCCCUCCUCCCGGCCUCCGCCGCCAGCCUGGGCCGCCCGGCGGCCUCCCCCAGCUCCGGCCCGUCCUUCUCCGCUCGCGCCCCCUCGCCGCCCGAGAGCCCGCACGCCGAGGAGCCGGGGGCGCCGCGCACCCGCUGGACACGCGCCGCCGCGGGACCCGCCCCGGUUGGCGCCCCUGCGCGCCCCCUCCCCCGCGCCCGCCGCGCGCCCCUCCCCCGCGCCCGGGUCCCGGGGGCUCCCGGCCGCGCGUCCAGCCCCCGACGCGCUGGGGGUCCCGGCGGAGGGGCCAGCCCGGCAGAGGCGCGACGAUGGAGGAGCAGCCGCGCACCCGCCCGCACACCGUCACCACCACCGCCAGCUCCUUCGCCGAGAACUUCUCCACCAGCAGCAGCAGCUUCGCUUACGACCGGGAAUUCCUCCGCACCGCGCCCGGGCUGCUCAUCGUGGCGGAGAUCAUUCUGGGACUACUGGUAUGGACACUUAUCGCCGGAACGGAAUACUUCCGGGUCCCUGCAUUUGGCUGGGUCAUGUUUGUAGCUGUAUUUUACUGGGUCCUCACCGUCUUCUUCCUCAUCGUCUACAUAACGAUGACCUACACCAGGAUCCCCCAGGUGCCCUGGACAACCGUGGGUCUGUGCUUUAAUGGCAGUGCCUUCAUCCUGUACCUCUCGGCCGCUAUUGUGGAUGCAUCGUCCGUCGCCCCGGAGAGGGACAGCCACAACUUCAAUAGCUGGGCGGCCUCCUCGUUCUUCGCCUUCCUGGUCACCAUCUGCUACGCUGGAAACACAUAUUUCAGUUUUAUAGCUUGGAGAUCCAGGACCGUCCAGUGAUUAGCCAUUUUGAGAAUUAUGGGGGGGGGGGGGGUGGUAAGGACUCCUCUCACUGUAAAAACAGCUGUAGGUAUACUGUAUAUUUCCAGAGAAUUGUAUUUAACUAAUGUUUUUAUAUACUUAGUUAAAUUUUGCUCACGGUGGUUUGUUACAAUGAAACUGGACCCCUAUCUGCAAAGAGCGAUAGGUCAUAGGUUGUAAUGACCUCUUCAGGGUCUUGUCAGAUGUCUUCGUAGACAUUAUUAUUAUUAUUUUCUUAGGUGAUGUAUACAUGGAUAACAUGCUAAUAUGAAGAAUGUGUCAAGUUUGUAAACCUUGAACUUUUAAAAUGCCAGAUUUUUUUCGAUUAAAUGUUUCAAAACCUUGGAUAA
This is a messenger RNA of Myotis daubentonii (Daubenton's bat), 1499 nucleotides long. RefSeq names its product CKLF like MARVEL transmembrane domain containing 8 (gene CMTM8). Gene Ontology annotation, biological process: myelination. Gene Ontology annotation, molecular function: structural constituent of myelin sheath. The record is from RefSeq and is a predicted model, not a curated record. NCBI's taxonomy places the organism in Eukaryota, Metazoa, Chordata, Mammalia, Chiroptera, Vespertilionidae. Gene Ontology annotation, cellular component: membrane.